UGCUGCUGCGGAGGCUUUCCAACCUCUCAGCUAGCAGGGCGAGCUGGGAACCAGUGACCGCUCGUUUCCUCCAGGCUGUGUCCCCUUCCUGACGGGAAAGGAGCGCUCUCUGGGGUGGCUCGUCGCCUGCGGACCUCGGGCCGCCGCGGAGCGGGCGCAGCGCCGGGGCGCUCGGGGGAAGGCGCCGGGCUGGGAGCACCGAUCCUCCUCGCCGCACCAUGACAGAAGAAAGCAAGGGGGAAGGCAAGGGGGAAAGCGGGAAGGACUUGGAGAAGCAGCUUCGCUUACGCGUGUGCGUCCUCAACGAGCUGCUGAAGACGGAGCGGGACUACGUGGGCACGCUGGAGUUCCUGGUGUCGGCUUUUCUUCACCGAAUGAUCCAAUGUGCUGCAGCCAAAGUGGAUAAAAAUGUCACAGAAGAAACAGUUAAGAUGUUGUUUUCAAAUAUUGAAGAUAUUCUUGCAGUUCACAAAAACUUCCUGUCCCUUGUGGAGGAUUGUUUACAGCCAGAACCUAAUGCACAGCAUGAAGUUGGAACCUGCUUUCUGAAUUAUAAAGAGAAAUUCCGUAUCUAUGAUGAGUACUGUAGUAACCACGAGAAGGCACAGAAAGUUCUUCUUGACCUGAACAAAAUAAGAACAGUGCGGACGUUUCUUUUGAACUGCAUGCUCCUUGGAGGACGGAAGAACACAGAUGUACCCCUGGAGGGAUAUCUAGUGACACCAAUACAGAGAAUAUGCAAGUAUCCCCUUCUUUUGAAGGAGUUACUGAAGCGGACUCCAAGGAAGCACAGUGACUAUGCAGCCCUAAUGGAAGCUCUCCAGGCCAUGAAAGCUGUCUGUUCCAACAUAAAUGAGGCCAAGAGACAAAUGGAAAAAUUAGAAUUUUUGGAGGAAUGGCAGUCUCAUGUUGAAGGAUGGGAGGGGUCCAACAUCACAGACACGUGUACAGAAAUGCUGCGAAGUGGACUACUACUGAAAAUUUCAGCAGGAAAUAUCCAAGAGAGGAUAUUUUUUCUUUUUGAUAAUCUUCUGGUCUACUGCAAAAAAAAGCACAGGAGAUUGAAGAACAGCAAAGCAUCUACAGACGGCCACCGCUACCUUUUCCGGGGCAGAAUAAACACGGAAGUGAUGGAAGUGGAGAAUGUAGAUGAUGGAACAGCUGACUACCACAGCAGUGGCCACACUGUUAUUAAUGGCUGGAAGAUCCACAACACGGCAAAGAAUAAAUGGUUUGUAUGCAUGGCAAAAACCCCUGAAGAGAAGCAAGAAUGGCUGGAAGCUAUUUUGAAAGAGCGAGAGAGAAGAAAAGGUUUAAAAUUGGGCAUGGAACAGGACACUUGGGUGAUGAUCUCUGAGCAAGGAGAAAGAUUGUACAAAAUGAUGUGCAAACAAGGGAAUCUCAUCAAAGACAGGAAGAGGAAAUUAACCACUUUCCCCAAAUGCUUUCUUGGAAGUGAAUUUGUGUCCUGGCUGUUGGAAAUUGGAGAGAUACACAAGUCUGAAGAAGGUGUUCAUCUUGGCCAAGCUUUACUAGAGAACGGCAUUAUUCACCAUGUUACAGAUAAGCACCAAUUCAAACCUGAACACAUGCUGUACAGAUUCCGAUAUGAUGAUGGAACAUACUAUCCCAGAAAUGAGAUGCAGGAUGUGAUCUCCAAGGGUGUGCGACUGUACUGUCGCCUUCACAGUCUCUUUACCCCAGUAAUUAGGGAUAAAGACUAUCACUUGAGAACCUACAAAUCUGUGGUUAUGGCUAACAAAUUCAUAGAUUGGUUGAUUGCCCAGGGGGAUUGCCGGACAAGGGAGGAAGCUAUGAUAUUUGGUGUAGCUCUUUGUGAUAAUGGGUUUAUGCACCAUGUGUUAGAGAAAAGUGAAUUUAAAGAUGAACCACUGCUGUUCCGGUUUUAUGCGGAUGAAGAAAUGGAAGGAUCAAAUAUGAAGCACAGACUCAUGAAACAUGAUCUGAAAGUAGUGGAAAAUGUCAUAGCCAAGUCAUUACUGAUCAAAUCUAAUGAAGGAACCUAUGGUUUUGGUUUAGAAGAUAAAAAUAAGGUGCCAAUUAUUAAAGUGGUGGAGAAAGGAUCCAAUGCUGAGAUGGCAGGCUUGGAAGUUGGGAAGAAAAUCUUUGCCAUUAAUGGUGACCUGGUUUUUCUGCGACCCUUCAGUGAAGUGGAUUGCUUCCUGAAAGCCUGUUUAAACAGCAGAAAGCCCCUGCGGGUUCUUGUGAGCACCAAACCUCGAGAGACAGUGAAGAUUCCUGACUCUGCAGAUGGACUUGGAUUCCAAAUCCGGGGUUUUGGCCCAUCUGUUGUCCAUGCUGUUGGGAGAGGAACAGUGGCAGCUGCAGCAGGUCUCCACCCUGGCCAGUGCAUAAUCAAAGUGAAUGGAAUUAAUGUCAGCAAAGAGACUCAUGCAAGUGUUAUUGCUCAUGUCACAGCCUGCAGGAAGUACAGGCGGCCAAUGCAGCAAGAUUCUAUACAGUGGGUUUACAACAGCAUUGAAAGUGCGCAGGAAGAUCUUCAGAAAGCAAACAUCAAACCCUCUGGAGAUGAUGGAGGUGAUGCCUUUGACUGCAAAGUGGAAGAGGUAAUUGACAAAUUUAACACUAUGGCAAUAAUUGAUGGGAAGAAAGAUCAUGUGAGUCUGACUGUUGACAAUGUUCAUCUGGAGUAUGGAGUGGUUUAUGAGUAUGAUAGCACAGCUGGAAUAAAGUGCCAUGUCUUAGAAAAAAUGAUUGAACCAAAGGGAUUUUUCAGUUUGACUGCAAAGGUUCUUGAAGCACUGGCAAAAAGCGAUGAACAUUUUGUGCAGAAUUGCAACAGCCUCAAUUCCUUAAAUGACGUGAUCCCCACUGAACUUCAAAGUAAAUUCAGUGUCAUUUGCAGUGAGAAAAUUGAGCAUAUCUACAGAAGAAUCUCUAGCUAUAAAAAGUUUUCAAGAGUAUUAAAAAACAGAGCUUGGCCUACCUUCAAACAAGCUAAGUCAAAGAUUUCACCACUUCACAGCAGUGAUUUCUGUCCAACCAAUUGCCAUAUCAAUGUGAUGGAAGUGUCUUACCCUAAGACCUCAACUUCCCUUGGUAGUGCCUUUGGUGUACAGUUAGACAGCAGAAAACAUUCUUCCCAUGAGAAGGAGAAUAAAAACUCUGAUCAAGGUAAACUGAAUCCCAUGAUUUAUGUCCAACAUACCAUUACUACUAUGGCUGCCCCUUCAGGACAGUCUCUUGGCCAGCAAGAGGGCCAUGGUCUGAGGUACCUCUUAAAAGAAGAAGACUUAGAAACACAAGAUGUCUAUCAAAAAUUGCUAUUCAAAUUACAAGCUGCACUGAAAGAGGUGGAAACAUGUGUCUGCCAAAUAGAUGACCUUCUUUCUUCAAUAACAUAUUCUCCCAAAUCAGAACGUAAAACACCUGAACCUUUAAUACCAGCAGACAGUGAUAAUGAAAAGGGUGAAAGGAAUGGGAAGAAAGUCUGUUUCAGUGUAACAGGUGAUGAACAAGAGGAUUCUGGUCAUGAUACCAUCAGUAACAGGGAUUCUUACAGUGACUGCAACAGCAAUAGGAACUCCAUUGCCUCUUUCACCAGCAUUUGUAGCAGUCAGUGCAGUUCUUAUUUUCACAGUGAUGAAAUGGAUUCAGGUGAUGAGCUUCCCAUAAGUGUUCGAAUCUCCCAUGAUAAACAGGACAAGCUCCAUAGCUGCUUGGAGCAUCUCUUUGGUCAAGUCGAUUCAAUCGUCAAUCUUUUGAAAGGACCAGCUGUGAUGAGGGCCUUUGAGCAGACAAAGUACUUUACACCAGGUCGAGGUCUCCAAGAGUUUCAGCAAGAAAUGGAACCAAAGCUCAGCUGUCCAAAGAGGCUACGACUCCACAUCAAGCAAGACCCUUGGAACCUCCCCAGCAGUGUCCGGGGCCUUGCCCAGAAUAUCAGAAAAUUUGUUGAAGAGGUGAAGGCACGAAUACUCUUGGCACUUCUAGAAUAUACAGAUAGCGAGAUACAACUGAGGCGAGACAUGGUCUUCUGUCAGAGCCUGGUGGCCACAGUCUGUGCCUUUUCAGAGCAGCUGAUGGUGGCCUUAAAUCAGAUGUUUGACAACAACAAAGAGUAUGAAAUGGAGACCCUGGAGGCCAGCAGAAGGUGGUUGGAACAGAUAGCCAGUGCAGGUCUUCUCCUUCAUUUCCAGUCCCUGCUCUCUCCAAACCUGGCUGAUGAACAAGCUAUGCUAGAAGACACAUUGGUUGCAUUGUUUGACUUGGAAAAAGUUACUUUCUACUUCAGACAAUCAGAGCCAGAGCCACUAGUUGCAAAUGUACCAAUCACAUACCAAGCAGAAGGAAGCCGGCAAACUCUGAAGGUUUACUUCUACCUUGAUGGUUACCACUUUGAACAGCUUCCGCAAAGGCUGAAGAAUGGAGGAGGAUUUAAAAUCCACCCAGUGCUUUUUUCACAAGCUUUGGAGAGCAUGGAAGGAUACUAUUACAGAGACAGUGUCUCAGUGGAAGAAUUUCAAGCUCAGAUUAAUGCUGCCUCACUGGAAAAAGUCAAGCAGUAUAACCAGAAGCUACGGGCGUUCUACCUGGACAAGUCAAACUUGCCUCCAAAUUCAACAUCUAAAGCAGCUUACAUAGAUAAGCUGAUGAGGCCUCUCAACUGCCUGGAUGAGCUGUACCGGCUCAUAGGGUCGUUUAUCCGCUCCAAGCGCACGGCCGCCUGCGCGUACACCGCGUGCAGCGCUUCCGGCGUCGGAUUGCUCUCGGUGUCGUCUGAGCUCUGCAGCAGGCUGGGAGCUUGUCACAUCAUUAUGUGCAACAGUGGAGUUCACCGCUGCACUCUGAGCGUCACCCUGGAGCAGGCCAUCACGCUGGCCCGGAGCCACGGGCUGCCCCCUCGCUACAUCAUGCAGGCCACCGACGUCAUGCGCAAACAGGGUGCGAGAGUGCAAAACACAGCCAAGAAUUUAGGAGUGAGGGAUCGAACGCCACAGUCUGUGCCAAGAUUAUACAAACUGUGCCAGCCACCACCACCUGUUGGAGAAGAAUGAGAAGAUCUGCUCUAGAAAACAACCCAGUAAUGGCCUUGAGGAUACUGGGAUUAUAUGACAAAAAUCCAACUGCACUAUAGCACUAUGUCCCUGCAGCUUUGAUAAAUAAGAUGAAAAAAAUCUUCUACUCAGGACAAAGGAAAAAAUACCCUAAAUAUUAUCUACUGGCAUUGAAAGAUGUCUUCCCAAAAGCAUUUCUGAAGUCUGUGCACUCCAGCCUUACACUCAUAGGACAGUAGUCUUCCUUGGGAAUUUAACACUGGAAUCAGAUUAAGUUGAUGUGUAUUGUUCAGUCACAUAAUAGGCAUAGCCAGCAGCUUGAGAAAAAAGUCUUGGUCAGAGGGGUUGUCUUCACUUGCACACUAUGCACAAUGUGAUCUUGUGGAAGCCUGUAUAAACUAGGCUUGAUAACGAGCAUGCACUUCAUCUGGGGCCCUUUGCACUUGAGAAAGCUUUUUUUCCUGUCACCGUCAUAACUUCUUGGAAUGCUAACUUUACUGUUUCAAGAAUAUAAUGUGAGGUUUAAAGAUGGAAUGUUCAUUUCAGAAUUGUGUUUAAUGGCUGCAGGCAGCUGCUUUGGGAGGAGGACCUACACGGCAUUAGGAGUGCCUGAUGGUGUGGCGCAUAAGCUAGAGUUCUGCUCUUUUGCAGCUGCCAUUAUAAUGAAGGAGAAGGAGGAGUCUGAUCAUCAUCCACUGUUAGGCUGUGUUUCAGACUCCAGUAGAUGUUUUACAUUAUUACAUCUCUGCACUUCAGAGUUUUCCAGAGUUGUGUAUUUUCUUCUAUAACACUACACUAACAAGUCUACAUAAGGCAGAGAUGAGUCAGUAUUGUUAAACUGGAAAUGACUGGUUGAAGUUCAAGCAUAGUUUGGUGUUUUGAUGUUUUAUGCUACCAUUUUCCACAUUUUGUCAGCAUUGUUUUGUGUAGCAUCUCAGUUCUUUGGAGUGGUAAUUGUUAAAGAUUUAUUUUGAAAUUGUACUAACUAUUUAGAGAGCCCAGGGAGAAUUUAUCUGCAUUUGGCUGUUCUGUUGGCCAAAGAAUUUUCAUUUUCAAAUGCCCCCAAAUGAGGAUUUAUGUAUGAGCACAUUAAAACAAAAACUGUAUUCUGAAAUAGUUCUACUUGUAGCAGCAGCUAUGUAUUCCAUUAGAGCAAGACACAUACUGUCUGAAUAAAAUUUAUUUUUUGUACAACAGCGGCCUGUAGUUAUGCUGUAGCAAUCAAACCUCACAACAUAAUUUUUGCAUAUGAUCUAAAUAUUUGUGAACCUAUCAAUGGACAAUGAGAUAAGUGAGAAUUCAAAAGGAAUUGUACUCUUGAAGAGAGUGGGGUUUUUUAGAGGAUAUUUAGGGAACUUGUUACUUCUCUCCAGAGGAGGAAUUAGAGCUACUACCUUUUUCAGUAUUCUAAAUGUUUAUACACAGACCUUAACUUUGCUAAGAAAAUAAAUAUUUUUAUAUAUCCACAGAUAUACAUGUCUGUGCAUAUAUGUAUGUUUCAACAUAUAUGUAUUUAUGUAGUCAUGUCAAUAAAAAGAGAAUGUUUCCCUUAAACUAUGACAAAGGCAUGCAGUAACACUCCAGUAACAACUUCACCUUUGUGCUUUAAGGUUUACUUUCUUUCAUAGUUACUGGAAGCUAUUGAACCAUGAUCUUUUUGAUUAAAAUACUUAAUACAAAAAAGCAAAAGCAAAAUUAAAAAAAACUCAAAAAACCAAAAAAAUUACUUUUAAAGGCUUUUGUCUAGCAUGACCUAAUGCUUACACAUAAGAAAGAGUUAUGUUUUCUAUAACUGCUGUUCCAGUCAGGAUCUCAUACUUUCAGAUGUGUUUCAUUCAGAGCAGCAGUAUUGGCUAUGGUAAUUCCUGCUCCAGGCAAAAGCACCAGUGAUUUCAGUUUCUGCUUGUUCAGACAUCAGAAUUGCAGAGAAGCCAUAAGCACCUCAAGCCAAGGGCGUGCUGCUGUCAGCCUGGCUCUGAGCUCACAUCUUCCUGUGAGGUUUCCCCACAUGAGGUUUGAUUUACUAUGAGGGAAGUCAGCUGUUGGCUGCAUGGAGCUGCUGAGCCUGUAUGCAAUAAAAUAACCUAGAGAACAAAAUCUCUUGCAUGUACAUGCAUUAUUGUAAGCAGUAAUUGCUUUUUUUUUGUAUAGCAUUGAAAAUGGUAGGAGUGUAAAUGCU
Molecule: messenger RNA, 7218 nt
Organism: Onychostruthus taczanowskii (white-rumped snowfinch)
Lineage: Eukaryota; Metazoa; Chordata; Aves; Passeriformes; Passeridae
Gene: PREX2
Product: phosphatidylinositol-3,4,5-trisphosphate dependent Rac exchange factor 2
Exons: 41
Coding region: 219-5039 (1606 amino acids)
Biological process (GO): intracellular signal transduction
Molecular function (GO): guanyl-nucleotide exchange factor activity; protein binding
Source: RefSeq, a predicted model, not a curated record